Sphaerodactylus townsendi is the source of this 2148-nucleotide messenger RNA. RefSeq names its product CLOCK interacting pacemaker (gene CIPC). Bases 204 to 1469 code for a protein of 421 amino acids. The record is from RefSeq and is a predicted model, not a curated record. Lineage: Eukaryota; Metazoa; Chordata; Lepidosauria; Squamata; Sphaerodactylidae. The transcript is spliced from 4 exons. Gene Ontology annotation, biological process: negative regulation of DNA-templated transcription; negative regulation of circadian rhythm. Gene Ontology annotation, cellular component: nucleus.
CGCAGGCGUGGGUGGACCCCCCCCCCCCCCCCCCCAGCUCAGCUUUCCUCUUUCCGCUUGUGGUGGAUUUCUUCUGAUCUGUGCUAGAGAGGGAAUUAAUUGGAAAUUUGCAAAAAAACUGCGAAAGAUGUCCUUUUGAAUCUCUCCUGCCUCUUACAGCCGAAUUAAAGCCCCUUGGAGCAGGAGCAGGAGAAAGAGCCACCAUGCCUUCUGAUCAGCCAUUCCCACCUGGUCAUUCAUCCAAGCCCGGGAAGAAGACUGUCCUGGCCCCAUCAGCAAGGCCCAGCCCAGAAGGAUGCCCAGGGCAGGCUGAGAAGAUGACAGCGGGGGUCGAUUCUAGCAGGAAAUCCCAUCAUUUGUCAAGUGAAGUGGAGAAGGACUCUGGGUUUUCAGACGUGAGCUCGGAGUAUCUGAGCACCGUGGAGCAGACAGACACGGAAGACCAGUCCGCCGCCUCACUGCGCUACCCAGCCAAGCUGCAGAGGGUGCCACAGAAGGCAUCCAGGGGGUCCUCUGGCAGCACCUUCACUGGCCUUGCACCCGUGUACAUUGUCAAAAACGUUGCCCUCAAACAGCCCCUGGAUCUAUCUGCCCCAACCCAUCUUCUGACAUGGAGCAGCCAUCCCCCUCUCAAUGGUGUCCCAGGUUCCCCUGCCCGCGUGCUUUUCAUACAGCCACCAUUGGCCACCUUGAAACCUCUGCUUCCUAGUCGGAAACCGGCUGCUAAGAAAACCUGCCUAACCAGCCAAAGCACCUAUCCCAAAAUCGCUCCUCAUCCUAGUCGUGACCACCUGGUCAAGGCAGGGCCCGAGGCCUCCACAACAGGCAACAACAGCAAGAACAAGCGCUUCUGCCUAGAAGGGACCUGGGGAUUGCCCUCUGAACCUGCUGCACCAAAACAAGGUGGGGAUAAGGAAAGGGAGCCACUGCCAACUUCCUCAGACCAGCCAGCACCUGCCGCCUUCAGCCUGGAGGCCCUCUCCCACAACGCCACCACCUCGUCUGCCGGCUCUGGGAUGGCCAACUUGGACCAGGCUGAGGUGCGGAUGAUCUCCAGGGCUUCCAAGAAACUGGGCUUCAGCAGCUUGGGAAAGCAGCGCCGUUUUCACAACACUGUUGAGAUACUCCGGAAGUCAGGGCUGCUGGGCAUCACGCUCAGGACCAAAGAGCUGAUCCGGCAGAACAGCAGCACCCAGCGGGACUUGGCCGAGCUGCGGGAACAGGCCCAGCUCCUCUAUGAGGCUGUCCAAAGCAACAAUGCCGUCACCUGGACUCGCCUCCAGGAGGUCGUGAUCCGCUCUGCCGAUUACUGGGCCAGCAAGGGUGCUACUUCCUGUCUGUCGCAGGAGCAGAUCCUGGCAGCUGGUGCAGUGGGCUCCUCCACAGCUGUUGCCAGGGAGUCUCCCCCCAGUUCACCCAUGAAUUUGUCCCUUGGGCCUGAUGCUUUGGUGGACACAGUGCUGCCUUAGUCCUCCUCCCUCUCUUCCUGAGCAAAGAAAUGUCAGUGGAAGGAAUUAACAUUCGGACCCUGACCCUCAACUUCCUGUGGGAGCCCGAGGUGGAAGGUCAAGCUGGCCCUCUCGGACCUGGGCUGCUGCUAGCCACUUGGGAUUUGGGUGGUUAUGGAGGCCUGCUGUGUGCUUGCAGAUGGACUGAGAGAAAGGGAGGAUCCUAGAGAAUCAGGCUGAGCAAUUCUGGCCCAAGCUGGGAGCUAAAUGGGAGGUUGGUGGGGGGUGGGGAGAAGCUUGGUGGAUUUUGUUCCUAGGAGUAGAAAGCAGAAGGGCGGGUUGGGAAAGGGGAGCAGCUGUUGUAUUGAUGGCAUCACAGCCUUCCCUCCUGGUAGCUCAAGUCUGUGUCUUCUGAGAAAAGAACUUGGCCAGGGCUUUCCAUCAGCCUCCAAGCCUGAGUGGGUCUCUCCUGCCUUGGCUGGUCAGGGGCCUCUUGGCUGUGAAGAAGCCAGCCUUUCUCCUUUGCCCAUCUGUCUGCAGGCUCUAUUUUCCAGUUCUGGGAGAUAAGGAUUGUGUCCUGCCAGCGGAAGCUGAAGAGUGAAUUUAUACCACUCUCUUCGUGACAAGGAGUUCUGCCUAUCUGGAAAAGCUUGUCUAUGCUGCUGCUGACUGAAGAUAGUCCAAUAAAAUAUCAUCCAGC